AUGGUUCUCAUGGCAGUUCGAAAUGGAUGGACCAGAACAGACGGAGAAGGGGAUGCGGUGGAUGCGAUUUAUCUCGACUUCUCGAAAGCAUUUGAUCGAGUGAAUCACACAAGCUCUACAAUCAUGGCGUUCGAGAUUUCGCGUUUGAUUCGAUUAAAGAAUUCCUCGAACGAUGGACCAUAUCAGUUCGUGUUUCUCAUUGCAUAUCCGGAUUCGUCGAAACCACCCGCCGUGUUCCACAAGGAUCCAUAUUCGGUCCCCGUCUGUUCCUCGCAUUCAUAA
Messenger RNA from Echinostoma caproni, 282 nucleotides. NCBI's taxonomy places the organism in Eukaryota, Metazoa, Platyhelminthes, Trematoda, Plagiorchiida, Echinostomatidae. The record is from the annotation of a GenBank genome assembly.